Molecule: messenger RNA, 4368 nt
Organism: Polychytrium aggregatum
Lineage: Eukaryota; Fungi; Chytridiomycota; Chytridiomycetes; Polychytriales
Exons: 3
Coding region: 101-4006 (1301 amino acids)
Source: RefSeq, a predicted model, not a curated record
CCUUCUGUAUUUAUUAGGACUUUCUCGUCCACCCUUUGAUCCAUCGCAUCUGCUCUUUGCCUCGUUCCCGUUGUGUCCCUGAUUGUUCUCGGUUGUUGCCAUGUUCGCCGCCAUUCCAAACAGAGUCUCCCAGUCGGUCUGCAGGACCGUCAAGCCUCCAAAGGCCCACCCGACGCCCUCAUCGUUCUCGUCGUCGUCGGGCUCGGUGGCCUCGAUCUCGACCCCGUCCAACAUCAUCGGCGACCCCACCAAGCCGGCCUCGUCCAGAUCCUCGGUUCGUUCCUCGACUCUGUCCCGUGCCGACGAUGCCAUCAAGCCAUUCCCACCCAAGGAACGGGAUUCGUUGCUCAUGAAGCGAACCAUAUCCUCUCCGCCGGCUCUCUUUGCUGCCCCUAUUCCUGUCUCGGCCCCGGUGCCGACUCCAGCUCCGACCAUCGCUGUCGUCGAGCCUACGCCUUCGCGUGCUCCCGUCCGACCCCAGCGACGUCCGUCGAACAUCUCAAAGCUGGAUUCCCAUCAUCGCUUUGCCUCAAAGUACCGACUGCACACUGCCAACGCCAACAACGUCCCGACGAAGCAGCAGCAGCGACAUGCUUCCACUGCGUCGGCCUCGCCCGCGACCCCUCCCUCCUCGAAGAAAAAGUCGACUGGUCUGCUUUGCAGUGUCUGUGGUCUCACCGGCCACUCCCACCGAUCGUGCCCCACCAAGCAGCGCCCUGCCGAGUCCCUGCGCACCCCAAAGGGCAAGGCCUUUGCGUCCUCCUCGGCAGCCAAAGUCGAGGCCAAGAUUCGCUCUGUCCAGACGACGGCCCCAGUCAAGGACGCUCUCGCCAAAGGCAGCAGUGCCCCCAGCCCGCCAGCUGCUGCUGCUACUGCUGCCGUCGCGUCCUCAGAUGCCGAUUCCCAGUAUCUCGCGGCCACAUCUCUCUUUGUCACAAGACUCAUCCACAUGGAGCCGGAGACGCAGCUGUUUGCGUCUGUCAUGGCCACCCCGGGCGCCGAGACCACUCCGGAGUCGCAGGCAGUCCCCAGCCCGGCGCCUGCAGCUGAUCCCGCCCUGGACUCGCUCUCCUCCUCGACGGAAAGUGUGCCGCCUCCCGUGCCUGAGAAAGACACACCUCCCGCAAAGCAGGUUGUGUUUCCCACUCUCUCUUUCCUCAAGGCCGAUAUUGCGCUGCAGCACUCGCUUGGUGCCGUCCAAAAGGUCUACGGCGAGCCCUUGGAGUCGCCCGUAGCUACCAGCAGCCCCGCUACGGCCGCUUUGGCACACGGAUCGACUAUCGCAGAGACAACAGCACCCCGUCCCGAGGCCUCUGCCAAGGACCACCUCGACUCGUCCGCUACUGAUCUCCGGCUCACCGAUGCGACUCCCAGUAGCAUCAUCCCAACAGAAGUCGCUUCUGGAGCCCACUCGCUGAUCAAUGCUCCCCGCGUCGCCUCAGAUAUCAUGGUGCCUCCCAAGGUCGAGACUGCCCUUGCCACCCCGACCCGCAGCGCCGCUAAUCUUCCGGCAGUUCAGCGCACUUUCCCGGUGUCGCUCGAGUUGGGCAGCAGUAUCCAGCACCGUGUCUCGCUUGUCCCACUCGUGCCCAUGGCCAGCCAUCUGGCUAUCGUUGAGCCUGUCCCUACCGCUGUGGCUCUGCAGCCCACUGCCGAGGCAUUCCUCACAGUCGAGCCAGCCCUGCCGCUUUCGCAUGAUUUGGUUGGCGCCGAGCCUGCUUCGGCAGCCGUCACUGCACCAGUGAGCAUCCUGAUCGAGCCCAAGGUCGACAUGCCAUCGCAGGCCCCGUCCAUGCCAUCGGCUGCAGCACUGGUCGAAGAGCCGUCCCGGAUCUCUCCUCGGGCCUCUGUCGGCAAGCAACGCAGACGCCUCUUCCGUGAUCAAAGUCACGUUCCUCUGCGCCGCCUCACCGUCGCGGAUAUUCAGCAACGCUUUGUGAACGAUACAGUGUUCCAUCGCAUGAUAGGCAAGGCUCUCAGCGUCGUCCAUCGCCCAUUCAACCGCAAGGAUCGCGCACAACCGGCCGAAAAGGCCAGUGCAAGUGCCCCCAUAGAUUCGAAGCUUAUAUUCAAGCCCCUGCGCAAGCCCAAAGCUGUCCGGCCCAAGCCCAAGCAGCUGGCGCUCGACUUUUUGCCGCCCUCGAUAUUCCAAAUCAAGCCCAUCCGAACAGCGCCCAUCGCUCAGCGCUUGCCCACUCCUCCCCUGGAGUUCCUCUCGCUGUCGCCCCUGUCGCUCCUUCCCAACAAGCCCUUCCGCAGUCCCCAGAAGGGCAUUGCUCCUCGCCGACCCAAUGCGUUGGCUCAUCCGCUGCUCCGUGAAACCGGCGUUGGGCUUUUGCGGACCCCUUCGGCGACGAACUUGGCGUCCGUGCGACCCCCGAAAUCCCUCGGGCUCUCGAUCUUUGCCCAGGUCUCGAGCGAGUUCCUGAUGUCGAACCAUGACGGCCCCAUCGGACCCAAGUCCUUCACCCUGCCCGGCUCACUGGACCCAGUCCAGCUGGGCUCUCGCAAGAAAUCCAAUCGCCCCAGCUUCGAAGCCCGUCCGUUCCUGCUGCCUGUCCAUGAGCAGCUCAAGUAUUUCCCCCACCAGUCCCGCGCCCCGUCCGUCCGAGUCCGAUCGUUCCACUCUCAACCCGACUUUUUGCUUCCUCUCGCGCCCGUGCCGCCCUCGGUCGUGUGUCCCUACGUCGACCACAAGGAGGGCGAGGAGGAAGUGGAGCUGACUCCCGAGCCCCCAGCCUUCAUCGAGACCACCAGCCCACAACGGCCAAAGAUGAUCAUGGUCUCGCUCCGAAACCUCUUUACCUUCUACAGCAUUUCGGAUGAGCGAUCCUGGAUCGCCGAGUCUGAGCGCAUCGCUGCCUGGAUCACCACCAAGGCGCGCUCCUACGCCUGUCUCCUGCUGGCCCUGAUGGCGCGCACGGCCGAGUCGGCGUUUGCCUGGAUGGACCGACAAAUCUCGAGUGACAUCAAGGAGGAAAUCAAGCUCAUCCAAACCUACAUCCACACAUGCAUUGAAAUCCGCAUCCGCCUCGAUCUCCCCCUGCUCUUCCCCAACGAGUACAUCACCGACUCGUCUGGUGCCAUCGUCGGCCUGACCCGUCCGGUGCAUCUGCUCGCCAUCCGCUACCUGGGACGCAUCGUGGCCCAUGUCGUGCUGCGCCUCGCCCGCAUCCAGCCGCUCAACCGCGACGACCAGAUCAGCAGUGCCGAGAGCGUCCCCAUGUCGCGAUCCGCCUCGAACUCAUCCUAUAGCAGCUCCGCUGCUGCCAUCCUGCCCCCAACCCUCGACCCCCCUGCCACCAGGAGCCUCGAUUUGACCGCAACCCCUGCUGCGGGAUGGACCCACGACUCUACCGACCGACCCCGCUUCGCCAUCGAGCCUGACAACACACCCGACGCCGAUUCUAUGAACCCUCCUCUGCUGUCGCUCAAAACCGACCGUCUGCUUCUGCAGUACGAGUGCAGCAUCUCGCCCUCAUCCUCCCCCAACCUUUCCGACGAGCUCAGCAACGCUCUCCUUCGCGAGCACGAGCUCUAUGCUCGCUCCGAAUCGGUGCCUCAUAGCCGCCCAGACACUCCCGAUUCUGUGGCCCACUCUGCCCCUCACUGGCAGCACUCCCGCCGUACCUCGAGUACCUGGGAUGUCGACAGCCCGUCGCUGUUUGCCUCUAGCCCCGCCACCUUUGCCUCCAGUCCCGCCGUCCAUACCGCCAACCCCGCCGUCUUUACUUCCAGCCCAGCUACAAACACCUCGAGCCCAACGACUCUCACCUCCACGCCCACCGCUGCCAACCGAGUUCCCUCGCAGCCCGUGCACGUCGAUAUCAUGCCGCUGCCCACCCAGAUCUUUGUCAAGGAGGGCAACGCCGAGUGGGAGGCCUUCAGAGUCAAGGGCGCCGGCAUCCCCGAAGAGGUCCUUUGGAUCGAAUAUCAGUAUCUGAAGACCACCGGUUGCCUGAGCGCUGCGUACGACCAGAGCCUGCGCGAAGUCGAUGCCUGGUGAGGACGCCACGUCCCGAGACCAGCUGUUCUCGGCGACACAGGAACCAACCCACGCCAAACCACGCCUAUCAAAGUCAACCAAAGCCAAACAAGCCAAACAAAACACCACUUUUGAAAUGACAGCAACCCCAUAUACCGUACCAGUCCUAUUCUGGCCUGCCAGCGCCAGUGGACGUGCUUCCGUCUCGGUGCCGAGUUGUCGCACAAUACCGUUCUUGAACCACGUUUCUCUGCUCCCGCAUCCUUCCCCUUUUGUUGUUUGCUUCCGCACUUUGGCCCCAAAUUGCCUUAUCUGCGGUCUGUCCGAGCCCCGUAACUCUGCUGAACUUUCCGUGCGCUCUCUAUGCUCUGUCUCUUGGCUCU